UUAGGUGAUUAUCUUAUUUUCAAGAAAUUAGUUUUUAUUUUAUAAAAAAAAUAAGUAUUUUUUAAUAAGUUAUAUUUUCAUUUUUUUUUUUUUGUUUUAUUUUAUUUUGUUAGAGAUAAUAGUUCUUUAAGAUGGCAUUAACAGUUAAAAGUUCGAUAAUUAAAUCAUCAGACAGCAUGAAAAAAUAUUUUGGGUAUCUGUGUAACAAUGAAGAAUUAUCCGACAUUUAUUUUGUUCUUAAAAAUGAUAAUAAGGAUGAAAAACAACAUCGAAUUCCCGGCCACAAACUUGUUUUAAGUGUUCGUAGUGAUGUAUUUAAAAGUAUGUUUUUUGGCAGUUUAGCCACAAACACUGCCGAAAUUGAGAUACCAGACGUUGAUCCGACAGCAUUUAUGGUACUACUUAAUUUUUUAUAUUGCAAUGAUAUAUUAAUUAGUUCAGAAACAGUGAUGAAUAUUUUAUACGUUGCAAAGAAAUAUAUUGUACCUGAAUUAGAAAAUCAUUGUGUUGAGUUUUUAGAAAAAGAAUUAGCUGUCGAUAAUGCUUUUUUUAUAUUAAAUGCAGCUCGUUUAUAUGAUGAACCAAAGUUAGCAGCUUUAUGUUUAGAUAUGAUUGAUAAAAAUACAACAGAAAUAUUGGAUAGUGAUGGUUUUACAGAUAUUGAUUUGAAAACUUUAAUUUCGGUAUUGGAACGAGACACAUUACAAGCUUUUGAAUCGAAAUUAUUUCAAGCAAUUAUAUUGUGGUCAGAAGCAGAAUGUGGUAGAAAACAACUGACUGUAACACCAGAUAAUCAACGUCAUGUGCUAGGCCGAGCACUUACUUUAAUACAUUUUUCAUUUAUGACAAUGAAAGAAUUUGAAAAAGGACCAAUUCAAAGUGGAUUAUUAGAUGAUAGUUACAUUAAACGAGUUUUGAUGGAUAUUGGAUCAAUUACAAAUUCGACGGAGAGACCAAGAUGUAGUAAGGAUCCUCUUGAGGUAUAUUUAAAAUUCUAUCAUGGUGAAACGAAAACUAUACCAGUAUUGCUAGGAGCUAAAACUUCUCCGAGAUGGUUUCAAUUUUUUAAGCCAGUUUUUAUUGUUGGUUUUGUUGUACUGAAUAUUUCAAAAAAUGAAUCUAACGUGGAAUUGGCAUUGGCAUUAUAUAAUCCAUUUAACAUUAUAAAACAGAAUAUUAAGUCAUCUUCAUCUUCAGAUCAACUGGUUUUCAUGUUAAACAAACCUAUUAUGCUAACUGGAAAUGAAAACUGCUGGUGUUGUGUUAAUAUUACUUGUAAUGAGUUUGCUGAUUAAUUUUGCGAUGUUUCCGCCUACCUCGGUAGCCGCGGAACAACAUACACACAGGACGCACCUGCAGGUGCAAAUGUGGAUGGUGUAUGUAGCCGAUGCUACGGAUUGGGAAUGGAAGAAUACUAAUCCUGGUAUAGAACCUAUCACUACAAUGGCCGAUCCAGCACCAGAAUUUUUGCUGAAUACGUGUUUCGUGCAAAUGCAAAACGGAGUUGCGGAAUGAUCACAAAGCGGUACUUAAAAUUUCUGUUUCUGUAGAAUGAGCUACUACCGGGGCGGUGUAGAAUGAGCUUCUGGAC
Molecule: messenger RNA, 1591 nt
Organism: Chrysoperla carnea
Lineage: Eukaryota; Metazoa; Arthropoda; Insecta; Neuroptera; Chrysopidae
Product: BTB/POZ domain-containing protein 2-like
Exons: 2
Coding region: 132-1295 (387 amino acids)
Biological process (GO): neurogenesis
Cellular component (GO): cytosol; P-body
Molecular function (GO): protein binding
Source: RefSeq, a predicted model, not a curated record